Molecule: messenger RNA, 774 nt
Organism: Eutrema salsugineum
Lineage: Eukaryota; Viridiplantae; Streptophyta; Magnoliopsida; Brassicales; Brassicaceae
Exons: 2
Coding region: 41-583 (180 amino acids)
Source: RefSeq, a predicted model, not a curated record
AACAACACACAAAAAAAAGCAGAACAUUAUCCAAAGAUUAAUGAAGAACGAAGAGACAGAGCAAGAAGAAGAAGAAUUCAGUGAAUGGGUAGUGAUACGAACCUCACCCACAAGCUCACCAGUUGACGCAUCUACCCAUCAGAACUCACCUUUAUUACAACCAAGCCACUAUCCGCCAGAAGACGAUGGUGAAGAAGAUGCUGUCGUUCCCAUCGUCGGAGAAGAAGAAGGAGAAUCAUCCUCCUCCGCCGUAAAUCCCUCGCUGCUAUGGCGCAUCAUCGAGAUUGCCAAGAAGCGAGUGAUCAAGGACUUCCAAAGCGUCGAGAGGGCGCGUUGUAAUUACGUGACUCGUAGAAGGGUCUUAUGGUCAUUUACACUCAUUUGUGGUUUGUCCUUAGUCUCGAGCAUUGUUUAUGUGAAGCUUGUGAGAUGGUGGACACGAUUACAGGAAGAGAAGCUGAGAUUUCUGGUUCUUCUGCUCAGAGAGAAAGAUCAGAAAAUAAAGGAACUUAUGCUAGAAACUGGGAGAUUGAACGAGCUGUUAUCAUCAAGACGCAGAGUUAGAGUGGUUCGAAUCGUGUGACGCAUACGAGUAUAUUUGUAUAUUGGAUAUGAAGUGAAGAUCAUUUGCUAUUUGUUGUGUGAUUAGUAUACAUACAUAUGUAUUUUCACGUGUAUGUAAGAAUUAUAUAUAUGAAAAUUAAAGAAAGAUAGAGUGAGACACACUUUAAGUUUUGAUGUUAUAUGUUUUUUUGCUAUAAAGUAAUUAUUCUA